Messenger RNA from Acipenser ruthenus (sterlet), 1741 nucleotides. RefSeq lists its product as uncharacterized. Lineage: Eukaryota; Metazoa; Chordata; Actinopteri; Acipenseriformes; Acipenseridae. The record is from RefSeq and is a predicted model, not a curated record. Bases 1021 to 1638 code for a protein of 205 amino acids. The transcript has 6 exons.
UAUGUAAUGACAAAUAUAUUAUACAUUAUGUUAGUCUAUUGUUGUGUUUUAGUAUUUACAUUUAAAUACCACAUACUAUACAGGAAUCACUUUGAAAAGUAUAAAUUACUACUACCAGUACGCUUUUUGUAUUGUAAUGUUGUAUUGUAAGAAAGAUGUAUAUUAUGGGAGUACAUUUUUUUAUGGAAACACAGAGAGAGAGAGAGAGAGAGAGAGAGAGAGAGAGAGAGAGAGAGAGAGAGAGAGAGAGAGAGAGAGAGAGAGAGAGGUAUUUUCACUAGUUUAAUUCCUGAAAAUGAGGACUGGGAAUGUAUGGUUUUAAACUUCUGUGUAGAAAAUUAAUAUGGCUGUUAUAUUAUAAGGCUCUGUUUAAAUAUCAAGUCUUUAGAUAUUUUCAGGUGAUUAAAAUUAUGAAUUAUUGUUUUUUUUGUUGUUUUUUGUAUUUUCAUAGAACAAAAGCAAAUGAGCAUAUUGUUUCAGAGAAGGUGCUGCCAGUAGAAUGCAGAGAAGUGCCACAAACCUCAACAAGUGUUCAUGUUUGGACCGCAUGUUAUACAUUGCCUAUAUUUCCUCCAGUUGUACAGAUGGCCCUUGAUAGAAGGGACAUUGGUUUCAAAUCAAAAGACAAAUCUGCCCUUCGUGCAGCUCUAAUACAGACUCUGUUUGAUGACCUCAGCAAAUAUACGCUGUAAGAACUGAGAUUUCGGUGUUUGUUUUAGAUACAUAGGCAACCAAUUUUAGAAUAAUUACAUAACAUAAAAUAGCAUAUUCAUUUUUAAAAGGAUUACUAUUUUUUUUAAAAUCUAUCAUAACAGCAAUAUUUUAUUCAAGAGAAAAAGUUUUAUUAAAUUAAUUUUGAUAAUGCUUUUCAGCAUGUUUUUUUGUAAAUUAAAGCAAUUGUAAAAUGCAACUGUAUUUCAUGACAUUAUUUCUCAAAUAUAUAUUUUUCUUACAAUUCACUUACAAUUCAUAUGCCUAUAUUAUUUUCUAAUCUGUAUAUUUAGGUAUCCAGACCACAUAAUGUACAGUACUGUGCUAAGUACUUUGUGCUGUAAGUACAGAUUUCUAAGGGAUGACAGCCAAACUGGAUAUGCUACUCUACUUGAAAUACUGAGAAAUAAAUUCAAAAAAGAGAGAAAGACACUUAUUUCAGUGGAGACUGUAGAAGACAUGAAAAAAAAGUUUGGUGCUGUGGGUCGAGGAAGGAAGCGUGCACCAGAGCAACAGCAACCGCUCAUGGAAAAGAGAAGAGAAUCUAUGCAAAGUGAGGAGUUCCCAGGAGAAGACGAGCAUAGUACUGUACACACUCGGGAAAGAAUGAUGGAGAAGAAGUCCACUGAAGAAGUCCUUGGUCUGUUUCCAUUCCUAAAGCAUCCUAAACUGCUGUUGCACGAAGUAGAACUACGUUUUGGAGUAAACUUGGAACGGAACCUAAUGAGUGGCCUAUCCAGAAUGGUAGAUCCUAUUUUCAGACUUUCUAGUGGGCAUCUUCUAACUACUGUGAUGUCCUACAUUGAAGAUGCUUCAGAUAAGACACAGGAAAAUGGACUGAGAAUGAAUGCUGCAUUGUUGCUGUUGCCAGCUUUGUUUCGAGAGAGGGAAAAUCUGUUGUUUGUUGUUGACCAAGUGAAGAAAUAGAUGGUGAGACUCUUUUAGGUCUGACAGAACAUAUGAUUGGAAAAAUCUUCCGAACUAUGAAGGACCAAGUCAAAUUUUUAAAGGCUCUCGAGAACCUUAAAAG